Messenger RNA from Rubroshorea leprosula, 719 nucleotides. The record is from the annotation of a GenBank genome assembly. Lineage: Eukaryota; Viridiplantae; Streptophyta; Magnoliopsida; Malvales; Dipterocarpaceae.
CGGUAGCUCCUUAGUGGCGAAAACGAUUGACAUAACUUAUUGAAGAUGAGAUAAUUCUCCCGGGGAAAAAAACGCAACAUAGGAAAUUUCAGUUCAUUCAAAUCCCUCCGUUCUUCCUCCUUCCGCCACACAUCGGCCUGUUAACCAGACGCCAGAAAUGGCUACCUCCAGUUUGGCAUCGGCUGCUUCUGGUUUUCUUCUCACUCCUAAUGUCACUGGAAAUUCAAGUUCUGUUUGUCGGAACAACAUCUUGUCUUUCCCUGUGAGGAGCAACAGCACAAGGUUCGUUGUAAGGGCAGAGGAGGAGGCAGCAGCGCCUGCGCCAGAAGAAGGUGCAGAAGCAGCCAAACCAAAACCAGCACCAAUCAGACCCAAGAGAGGCGCAAAGGUGAAGAUUCUUAGGAGGGAAUCUUACUGGUAUAAUGGCACUGGAUCUGUUGUAGCAGUUGACCAGGAUCCGAAACUCGUUACCCAGUUGUGGUUAGGUUCAACAAGUUGAAUUAUGCUAAUGUAUCUACAAACAACUAUGCUUUGAAUGAGAUUGAAGAGGUUAAAUGAAGAUGAAAUGUUAUUUUUCUUCUUGAUUUUGCGAUUGUCCUGUGUCUCUCUAGAUUAAGCUUCUAUGUGUCAGGAGUGUGUAUCAUAUACUCAUAUUCUCUCCAGUGAUUUCUGAUUUCUUCUUUCUGCUUUUGUUUCCACAAUCAACAUCAACGUUGAUU